AAUAAAAAAAAAAAAAAAAAAAAACACGUCGAACAAAACGACAAAUUUCUUCGUAAAGUAAAGUUUGCGACGAGGAAAUUUUCUAAAGCUCGUGUAUGGAUUAUUGAUGUUUUCAUCGUGUUUGAACGAGAAAGAUAAUAGACGGGAUAAUAAAGAAAAGAGUAAUAACAAACAUCUUGUGACAUUGUCGUUUUACGCCGUUGUUAAACGUUGCUGCUGCUGCCGCUGUCGAUGGAAACGUCCGCGUCGCCUGUAUAAUAUUGCAACUUGUGUUUUUAUAUUCGAAAAAGAGAAAGCGAACGAUAUGUUGUUUCGAUGUGUUAUAUCGUGACUGCAGCGUACACGGUGGUAUUUAAAUCGAGUACAAAAUAAUCGGGUUCGCGAUUAGCGAAUUAUAAAACAAUUUUUCCGCGCAGCGUUCUUACGCGUAUCUUCUAAAAUUAGAAAUUCGGCUCGCCUACGAAGCGAAUAUUCGAAAGACUUGCCGGGGGAAAAAAGAAAGAGAAAAGAAAAAGACUGAAUAAAAUUCCGAGUGCGCGGUAAUCGUCCGGCGCGGGAUUCUUUUCAAUUUCAAGUUUAUCAAACUUUUGAAACGUUCUUCGUUCGCGAUAUUUGUAAAAACUUGACAAAGUUAUUCGGAAUAUCAGGGGAAAAACGUUCAGUGCCGGUGGUGGUGGUGGCGGUAGUGCUGGUGAAAAGUAAUUGUUGUAAAAAUAAUAACAACAAAAGCAACGAUAACAACAACAACAACAAGAAUAAUAAUAACAAUAACGAUAAUAGUAAUAUAUGAAUAUGAAACAGGCGUGAGAGCAGAUUGACUUUUUACAUUUCGCGGAAGUGUUUUGACAAAAAUAAAAAAAAGCAAACUAAGAAUGAAAAAAAUAAUUUAGUUGCCAAGGUGUAUCGGUAUUCUUAAAUUCGAACGACGCACGUCACCAGACUGCCUGUCUACCCACACGUUUUCGAUUAUGUAUAUACAAUGAUCAUCGUAUGCCUGUACAGUACACGGUGUGUUUUGCGCAAAUACCGUGUAUUUUAAAUUUAGACGAGUCUAAUUUUGCGAGUGACACAGUGUCGUCGUCGUCAGAGAGAGAGAGAGAGAGAGAGCGAGAGACUUGACACUUGUCAGUCUGCCCGCCCACACUUUUCCACAUCUUUCGUCGUACAAUCAUGCUUAUAACAGUGUAACAUCGACGCGGAAAGAGAGAGAGAGAGAUAAAACAUAUGCAAUCAAUAAGAAAAAUCAUAAUAAUUUGAAGAUUUGUAAAACGAGGGGAAAAAGAAAGUCCGAAGAACAGUGAAAGAUAAAUUUGACGUUCGCGCAACGACGUCAACACCAACAACCGACAUGGCCAGGGACACGCCGGGGGCCCCAAUGUCGAGGCCUAGGGAUCUAGCAUCGGCCGGAACUACGACAACCACGGUUACUUCCGGGGCUUUCCACGCGGCUGCUCCUGACUCGGCGGCCCUUCACGGACACGCGCUUCAGCAGAAGAUACUUCAGCUACAGCAGCAUCAUCAGCUCCAGCAGCAGAUCCUACGGCAACAGUAUCACGCUCAGGAACGUCAGCUGGCCCAACUCCACGAGCAGCAAAUGCACCAACUUAGGCUUUGGGAGCAGCAAAAACAGCUCGAGGAGCAACGGGAGAAGAGGGAAAAGGAGAGGCUGGAAGCUCUGAGGAAAAAGGACAAGCAUGACCAUAGCGCCAUAGCGUCGACUGAGGUCAAGCAGCGGCUGCAGAGUUUCAUCGUGAACAAGAAACAAAGAGAAGCUGCAGCCGCUGCAAAUGGCGCAGUUCCAGGCACACCCGGAUACAGAAGCUGGUUGCAGCCCCAAUCGGAAUCGUCGAGCACUACAAACGCUUCGCAUCCCUACAGAAUGCCGCAAAUGUUGCAAGAGAAAUUUGGCGAUGAUUUCCCGUUACGGAAAACAGCCUCGGAGCCAAACCUGCUCAAGCUGCGACUUAAGCAACGUGUCAUGGAAAGGAACAUGGCUGCGCCAAGAAAUUCACCGCUGACCCGGCGUAAGGAUCGCCUCCUGUCCCAUCUCAAGCGGAAAUCCCUCUUAGCAAAUUCUGGUAGCAAUCCUGAAUCCGGGCCUAAUUCACCACCGACAGUAAACAACUCGCAGGCAAGUCCUACCGCAGGCAGCAAUACUCCAAUACAAGAGGAGGGCGAAAACCCAGCUUACGGUGGUCCGUUGACAAGUAGUAGUCAACAGGGAAGUUUAUCGGACCUUUCCUUAUUCAGUUCACCGUCCAUGCCUAACAUAUCAUUGGGCAGACCUCAUGUUCCAUCCAGCUCAGCAAGUGCGACAAAAUUGGCACCAGUCUCAGAAGCGGAAGUACGGGCAGCGUUCACUGCUCGUCUUGGUAUGCCAUUGACUGGACAGAUGUUGCCUGGUACCUUGCCCUUCUAUCCAUCGUUGACCGUAAUCGAAGGUGAACCCACGUAUAUUCACAAGCAGAUACAAAAUCAUGAACAAAAUCGUCAACAUCAGGUUUAUCACGGAGCACCUAUAACAGAUACUCAAGUAGCACACGCAAGACUGCAUAAGGCUGGUCACCGGCCUUUAGGUAGUAGGACUCAAUCGGCUCCCUUGCCACUUGGGCAUCCGAUGCUUCAAGGUGGAAUAAUAGCACCACCAAAUCACUAUGAAGAGUACCUUGCGGAGAAACAACUUCAUGACCAACAACAAGCUCAUAUUUUUUUAAAACAGCAGAUUCGUCAAACCGUCCUAACCCGAGUUGGAUCCAGAGGUCAAUCGAACCAGCUUGACGAAGCACCGGAGAGUGAGGAAUCCGAAGUUAUAGAUCUAACUGGCAAGAAAGAUUUGUCAGAGGAAAGUGAAAUUUCGAAACAGCAAAGGGAAAGAGAACAGUUUUUACAACAGCAACGAGACUUAAUGAUGCGCCAUACUCUUCAAGUUAAUGAAUCUCCGGCUUAUGCGGGAAGCCGAUCCUCACACUCAGCGAGGCCCUUGUCAAGAGCGCUUUCUAGUCCGUUGGUGCAUUUAGGGCCUCAGGGUGCUGGGGGAGAUGUCUUUGCUCGGGGAUCACCACAUCGGCCGACUACAGGUCUUGCCUACGACCCGCUGAUGCUGAAGCACGCUUGUGUUUGCGGCGAAACAGUCAGGGGUCAUCCUGAGCACGGUGGACGAUUGCAAAGUGUAUGGGCUAGACUUUCAGAAACAGCAUUGUUACAACGUUGCGAUCGCGUUCGAUCGCGCAAGGCCACCCUUGAGGAAAUACAAACUUGCCACAGUGAAGCGCAUGCGCUUUUAUUUGGUACAAAUCCGCUGAAUAGGCAGAAACUCGAUAUGUCGAAGCUCUCUCAAUUACCAAUUAAGAGUUUUGUCCGACUUCCAUGCGGCGGUGUAGGAGUUGAUUCAGACACAACGUGGAAUGAAUUUCACACAGCUCCAGCGGCACGUAUGGCUGUCGGAUGUGUUGUGGACUUAGCAUUUAAAACUGCAAUGGGCGAUAUUAAGAAUGGUUUCGCAGUUGUCAGACCACCUGGUCAUCACGCUGAGACAAAUCAGGCUAUGGGAUUCUGCUUCUUCAAUUCCGUAGCCAUCGCGACGAGAUUACUACAACAAAAGCUUGACACGCGGAAAAUAUUGAUCUUAGAUUGGGAUGUUCACCACGGAAACGGAACCCAGCAAAUGUUCUACGAUGACCCUCGUGUUUUGUACAUGUCUAUUCAUAGACACGAUGAGGGUAAUUUCUUCCCAGGAACAGGAGGUCCCACAGAAUGCGGUGUAGGUGAAGGACUUGGCUGCAAUGUCAACAUAGCCUGGUCUGGUGGCUUAAACCCACCGAUGGGGGAUGCCGAGUACUUGGCUGCGUUUCGUACUGUUGUAAUGCCUAUUGCCAAGGACUUUGAUCCUGAUAUAGUCAUUGUCUCGGCGGGUUUUGACGCAGCUAUAGGUCAUGCCGCACCCUUAGGAGGGUACAAAGUUAGCCCUGCGUGCUUUGGAAGAAUGACGCAAGAACUGCUAACCUUAGCUGAUGGAAAAGUUGUACUGGCUCUCGAGGGAGGCUAUGAUUUAGCUGCUAUAUGCGACUCUGCACAGGAAUGCGUCAGAGCCCUACUUGGUGAUGAACCGACGCCGCUUCGUGAAGAGGAAUUGACACGAGCGCCGUGCCAAAACGCUAUUGACACAUUGCAAAAGACCAUAGCAAUUCAAAUGUCGCAUUGGCCGUGUGUCAAAUUGGCCGCACACACGGUGGGGAUGAGUGUGAUUGAGUCAAGUCAAAAAGAGCGUGACGAAACCGACACAGUUUCCGCAAUGGCCUCUCUUUCUAUGCAGCAGCCGACCAAUCUCACGACUACACCAGAACAUUCCCGCGAGGUCUCCGAAGAACCAAUGGAGCAGGAUGAAGCUAAGUGAAACCGGUAUCGACACAAACCAAGGAGUUAUGAAUAACUGAAUAAUACCGGGUUCGUUACCGAGCCAUGGUACGCUAUUGCCUUGUCUUCAAAUCCGUCAAAGUAUCUUCAUGCAAAUGUACAAGUAACGAUGAAUCGUUCCUUGGGCGGAAUGCAGGGUUUAUCAAAGGUAUCGGCUGUUUCAAUGUGAAACUUUAAGUUAUUGAAAUAUUAAAGGAAACCUAGAUGAAAGUACGUGCAUGAAGUAAAUCAUAAGACAAGCGUUUUGGUAGCUUGUCUCUAAAGUUGAUAGGAGAACGUGGCUGAGCUACGGAUUCGUUCGAUUGCACGGUGUUAGAUAGCCUAGGUAUGAAUAAAUAUUUGUUAUGUUGUUGAGAAGUGUACUAUUUUGUGGUAAUAUGAGAUUUUCUGCUUGAUGCAGUUACAUGCAUACGCAAUGAAUAUGUAUGAAUGUCCUAUUAGGUAGAACAAUUUAUUCACGGCAGAGUUGGGAGUUGCAUACCAUAACAGAACUUGCGGUUGAAAGAUAUUCUGAGACGGCUGAGAGCGUGAAAAAAUCAAGUGACUAUGGUACUUAUCGCAAUGUUUCGUUAAUCCUAUUUGAUUCGUUUCAUUAUUAGUCGUAACUUGCGUGGAAAUGAUGGAAUCAUUUGUAAUUAUUAUCUUAAGUAUUAAAAAUUGGCGUAGAAAAUUAUUCUAUAGUGAUGUUCUUUGAUCUUGAAAAAGUUACUUGCAGUCCAUAUUGAUCAAUAACAAAAUUAAACCGCCAUAGUUUGAUGACUUUCCAAUUGCUCGAAAAGUAUUCUAUAAAAACGAAUCAAUAUUUUUAUUCGGAUAAAAAAUGUUGAAUUAGUGUCUUGCUAGCAGACAACGAACGUUUUUUGAAAUAUAACUUCGCUUAGAAAUAAUUCAAAUUCAUGGACCAAUAAUGGAGUUCAAUAUGAUCGAAUAAAUUUUCACCACGUUAUACACUGAUUAUAGAAACACAAUUUUAGUAACAACUGUGGACGGGAUGUAUACAGAUAAAACCCCAGUCUUUUGAUGUUUGUAUUCUUGAAUAUCGAAUUAUUGUAGUUAUGAAAUAAUAUAAGAAAUAAAUGUAUGCAUAAGUUCAGUCUGCGAAGAACAUGCAUAAAUUUAUAAAAGACAGUAAUGUUAGAUUAAUUUUUUUUCCUUUGCAAUCGUUGCUGGGAUUUUCUUAAAUGCGUUGUGCUGGUCACUGGCGCUUAUCAAAUGUGCUUUAUUCGAGAAGAAUGAACAAUUUAAUUUUUUUUCUAUCCUUGUACAGCAUUCGCUUGCUUAAAGUAUAUAUACAAAAAUAACACUAAAGUUUUUAUCGCAUUAUUUGAUGUAUUAUGUAUAGAGUUUAGAGAAAUAGUUUUUGCGUAACAAGCAUAAUACAAUUUAAAAUUGAUAGAAGAGACGGUUGAAGUAGGAGAAUAAUUUUGUAGGGAUGAUUCUUUAGCUAAUUUGGUUUUCUGCUACAAACAAAGGCUGGUGCGAUUUUUGUGAUAUUUUGUAAAAAGUUAGUGGAACUAAAGUUAAGUGAGAGUAUGAGGAUGGAAGAAAAUGUAAUUUAAGUACAAGCAUUUAUUUUUGUGUCGUGCAUUUUACGAAGAUAAGGAAAAUAUAUAAAAUUUAUUAUUAAACGAAUUUAAGUAGAUAUACAUAUACAAAUAUGUACAAGACACACAACUUGACAAACAAUUAAAAGAAUAUUCUAUAUACAAACCACACGGUAGUAGGAAGUAGAUAAGACUCAGCGAUAAAACUUGUCCCCAGUUUUGAGGAAACGUAAGAAGAAUUGUCUGAAUGUGAUAUAAGCGUCUCUUGCGGAAAAAGGUGAAAUUUUCGUUAUAAAAUGUAAUAAAAAAGAAUGGCGGCGAUCGCAAAUUAUAAACCUCCAUGCUAUAAACAUACUUCGUAAAUUCGUAAAAUACGCAUUUGAAGUGAGUGAUAAACCAGUGAAAACCGAAUAAUUGCUUUUCCAACCUCAACUGACAUUAAAUCCGAGAUAAAGGUGGCAAACUGCGAAUCGUAAGAUCCAUAAGGGGAAGGGGGGCGAGCGCUAUACGUUAAAUUGCACUCUGACAAUUCCCUCUUACGUUGUCCCAAAAACUGGACCAACUUUUGAGCCGAGCGCUGCUUGAGUGUGUCUCCUUCUUACUACUCCGUGAUACAAACAUAUAAACUAUAUGCAUAUUGUAUAUCUAUAUAUUAUUAAACUAUAGAUAAUGUUUUAUCACACGAAUCUCAAGUGUCCGUUACAUGUUGCCCAAAAAUUACUGAUAAAAGAAAAAUGAAUAAAAAUUACUCGUUGUAUAUUGUAAGUGUGAGCCCAGCCUACUCUGUGUAUAAUUUACGUACUAUGAACAUAAUGCAUGAUUAAGUUUUAAAAUCAUAAGCACGUCUAUUUAAAUGUAAUAUUGAUUAGGUGUAAAACUGCUCUAUACUAUAUUUUAGGUGAUAAAUUAGAUAUAGAUGAUAUUUAAUUAUUUAUAAUUUAGAAUCGAUUAUUCGAUUAAUUCAUUUAGUUUAGUGCGAAACCAUUUAAAAUAUUUUACUCAAUGUUGUCGCGUAACUAUAAUAUUCACGGCAAUCAUUGCUGUACAAAAUCUGAAAACUUGCGUACUAAAAUGUGAUUUAAAAAGUGUAUACAUAUAUACUUUAUCACGAGUUGAUUAAGCUAUGGUAUCCAUCUUUGGGCCUAUGAAUUUAAAUGACGAUUGGAAAGUUUCGUGUUUCGAACAAUCAUAUUCGAGGCGUUGUUGAUUUUGUUCAAUGCCAAGUUGUAAGUUUGCCAGCAAGUUAAUGAUCAAGUUUGGUUCAAACAAAUAAACUUUUGACAUUCCGGUAUCAUUCAUAAUAAAUUGAUACAAAUUAGGGGUAAUAAAAUAGGUAUCAUGAGAAUAGAUGAUAAGUUACACAAAUCUAUAUUAUUAAUAUUGCAUAUGCACGAAGUAAUAUCCAUUAUUACUUACCUUCAUUGUAACAGUCCUAAAUUUUUUAUGUAUAUAAAUGUACUUCUUAAAUUAAUUUUAAAUAAAAAUAUAAUCAUUGUGUUAUUCAA
This is a messenger RNA of Neodiprion virginianus, 7462 nucleotides long. It is a transcript of the gene HDAC4, whose product is annotated as histone deacetylase 4. Bases 1349 to 4393 code for a protein of 1014 amino acids. Gene Ontology annotation, biological process: chromatin organization; negative regulation of transcription by RNA polymerase II. The transcript is spliced from 16 exons. The record is from RefSeq and is a predicted model, not a curated record. Gene Ontology annotation, molecular function: histone deacetylase activity. NCBI's taxonomy places the organism in Eukaryota, Metazoa, Arthropoda, Insecta, Hymenoptera, Diprionidae. Gene Ontology annotation, cellular component: histone deacetylase complex.